This is a messenger RNA of Clunio marinus, 339 nucleotides long. The record is from the annotation of a GenBank genome assembly. Lineage: Eukaryota; Metazoa; Arthropoda; Insecta; Diptera; Chironomidae.
AUGAAAAGAUUCUCAAAUCAUCCUCAUGGUCAAACUGACCUAGGAAAGCAACAAGUUCAUGCAAAUUCUCAUAUGCUACUUCCGAUAUUGAUGCUUUGCAAGUGCAGCGUAUUAAAUGGCAUUGAUGUCUUUCCAAAACAACUUCAACAAAUCUCGUAUCGCUCACUACAACAUAACAUACACGACCAAAGCAUAUCGCUCAAGAAAUCGUUACAAGAAAUGCGAGAGGAAAGCUUGAGCAUAAAUUGGCGAAUACCAGUGCACAAUCCACUCAUGUUUGAUACAAUGAAUAUAUCUGCGCUAAAGCUUCAAUCGCUCAACAUUUUCAAGAGAAAGUGA